Molecule: messenger RNA, 312 nt
Organism: Neurospora tetrasperma FGSC 2508
Lineage: Eukaryota; Fungi; Ascomycota; Sordariomycetes; Sordariales; Sordariaceae
Exons: 2
Coding region: 1-312 (103 amino acids)
Biological process (GO): transmembrane transport
Molecular function (GO): transmembrane transporter activity
Source: RefSeq, a predicted model, not a curated record
AUGGAAUCCCGCGUCAAAGCAGAAGAACCGGACUACUCACUAUUCACCUCCUCCCAAAAGCGAUGGAUCAUCUUCAUCGCCGCCCUCGGCGGCUGGUUCUCCACCGCCAGCAGUUUUAUUUACUUCCACGCGAUCCCCUUCCUCGCUCGCGAUCUGCACGUCAGUAUCGAGAAGAUCAACCUCAGCGUUACCUCGUACCUGGUCGUCUUGGGAAUCUUUCCCUCAAUAACCGGCAGCGCAGCAGAUCGAUACGGACGACGCCCGGUGUUCAUCGCUACUCUCGCUGUGUAUGUGGCUGUUGCGCGAUUAUAG